Messenger RNA from Haliotis rubra (blacklip abalone), 2520 nucleotides. RefSeq names its product protein arginine N-methyltransferase 1-B-like. The coding region runs from base 135 to 1208 and encodes 357 amino acids. The record is from RefSeq and is a predicted model, not a curated record. The transcript has 10 exons. Gene Ontology annotation, molecular function: protein-arginine N-methyltransferase activity. Gene Ontology annotation, biological process: peptidyl-arginine methylation. NCBI's taxonomy places the organism in Eukaryota, Metazoa, Mollusca, Gastropoda, Lepetellida, Haliotidae. Gene Ontology annotation, cellular component: nucleus.
CAGCUGCUUGUUCGACGGUGAGCGACGGUGUAAUAGGUAAUGUGUGUCCCUCGUCAUUGGUUGAUGUGUAGGCAAUAAUUGAUGACGUAUUUCACAACCAUGUGCGCGCAGUUCAGAAUUUGAGAAAGACGAAAAUGGCUGACGAACAAAUGGAGGCAACCCCCAGCAGUAGCAGUGGCACCACCAAUGGCCCUGCAGGUCCGGUCCUACCCGCAGAGGACAUGACAUCCAAAGAUUACUACUUCGACUCCUACGCACAUUUCGGCAUCCAUGAGGAAAUGUUGAAAGAUGAAGUACGAACCCUGACGUACAGAAACUCCAUGUAUUACAACAAGCACCUGUUCAAGGGGAAGACAGUCUUGGAUGUUGGAUGUGGAACAGGGAUCCUCUGUAUGUUCGCAGCCAAGGCUGGGGCUGCCAAGGUCAUCGGUAUCGAGUGCUCAAACAUCAUUGAGUAUGCGGAGAAAAUAGUGAAAGCCAACCACCUUGAUAAUGUUAUCUCUCUUGUACGAGGCAAGGUCGAGGAAGUAGUGCUGCCCGAUGGAGUAGAGAAGGUGGACAUCAUCAUCAGUGAAUGGAUGGGCUACUGCCUGUUCUACGAGUCAAUGCUCAAGACUGUAAUCUUCGCCAGAGACAAGUGGCUGGCACCAGGAGGUUUGAUCUUCCCUGACAGAGCAACCCUGUACAUUACAGGAAUCGAAGACCGUCAGUACAAGGAUGAGAAGAUUAACUGGUGGGACAAUGUCUAUGGAUUUGACAUGAGUGUCAUCCGAAGUGUAGCAAUCUCCGAACCCCUUGUGGACGUGGUUGAUCCCAAACAAGUUGUCUCAAAUUCUUGUCUUAUAAAGGAAGUUGAUAUCUACACAGUAACAGAGGAUGACAUGACCUUCACCUCACCGUUCCACUUGCAAUGUCGGCGUAAUGACUACUGUCACGCAUUAGUCACAUUCUUCAACAUGGAGUUCACAAAAUGCCACAAGCGAACAGGUUUCUCCACAGCACCUGAGGCGCCAUACACCCACUGGAAGCAGACAGUGUUCUACCUGGGAGAGAACGACCUGACCAUAAAGAAGGGGGAGGAGAUCUAUGGAACGUUUUCCAUGACACCUAACAAAAGCAACAAUAGAGAUCUUGAUUUUGUAGUUGAUGUGGACUUCAAGGGUGAGCUGUCUGAGAUGUCUGACACAUUAAAAUACAAGAUGCGCUAGGUGUUUUUAAGUAUAUGAACUGGUUUAGAAGCUGCUGAUGCUGCCUUGGAGGAGAGGGAGGGGCAAUGAAAUUGGAACUCCAUCAUGAUGUUAGAGACUCCGUUAUCGAUGUGCUCUUGCUGCUGUGGUGUGAAUAACGAUUGACGUUGCGCCAAAAGUAAAACCAGUGAGAUUUUCUCCCAAUACCGGAGCACUACAUCAAGUUAAGCAUUGCGUUGCUCGACGGAUCUGUCAUGUCAUGAAGCGUGACUUAACAGCUAUAACUGUUAAAUUUGAUUUUUGUGUAGGGAUUACAUUGAAAUGUUUGUGAAUGUAUUUUGGUGGAAUUUGUUUUUCAAAUCAUGCUUCAGACAAAACUGAAAAAAAUAUGGGAAUUGACAUGGUGUCCCAUCUUCUGACAUAAUCAAACACGCUUGCUUCAUUCCUGUACAUUUGGGAGAAUUCAAUUUGUUUUUCAUAUCAGUACAUUCUGGGAAUCGAGGGAAGCUGCUUUCCGUGACAACAGAAGUAGCCACUAUUUUUAACAGAUAGUUUUAAUGUAAAUGAAGAAAGAGUGUCUGCAUAAAAACAGGUUUUCUUGUUAGCAUUAAGAAACAAAAAAAUAUCAAUUUGCAUUUAUGUAUGUUUAGUAUUUUAAGCCUUUACAUGUCGCCAUCAUCUCAUUUGAUGCUCAUUGUCAACACUGUUGCCAAGGUAACGAACUGGGGGAGUGUAUAGAUGUUCGAAGCAUAUUUUCAGAUAACAUUCUGUGCUGUUAUGGAGGUUACAAAAUGAAUUUAACAUGUGUCUUUCAGAUUCAGAUGAUUAUAGACUAGACAUACCAUCUCAAAGAAUGUUAAUUUGACUAUAUUGCUUUGACACAGCCCCUCUUGUUACUUGGCAACAGUAUUAAGCGCAUGUCAUAACUUUCAUGAUUUCAAAAAUAUUUAUCACUGUAGGCAAACAAUAAACAGUGUCACUUGUUAUGCUUGGUAGAAUGUCCUAUUUGAAUUUGUUUUACUAAAUCUGGAUCUAUUGAACUGAUUGGCUGUUGGUAUAGUGACUCUCUGGCAGUUGCACAGUCCUAGAAUACAUGUACAAUGCGUGUAAAAGUUGGAGCCACAAUUAACAGGAGUCCAGGCCAUCAGGCCAAAAACUGUUGCUGUGGCUCCUGAAAUACAGCACUGGAAGUGACAGUAUUGUUAUGUAGAACUGAAAGGACAACAUUUUGGUGAUUGAAAAUCAUCUUGGAGAUCGUUUUUGUAAAUGGCUGUGCUAGAUCUGUUUCAACAUUUCACAUAAAGUCACCAGUAAACAACCAAAGAAACUCGCA